Messenger RNA from Archocentrus centrarchus (flier cichlid), 1188 nucleotides. RefSeq names its product sialidase-3-like. Gene Ontology annotation, cellular component: cytoplasm; membrane; intracellular membrane-bounded organelle. The record is from RefSeq and is a predicted model, not a curated record. The transcript has 3 exons. Gene Ontology annotation, molecular function: exo-alpha-sialidase activity. NCBI's taxonomy places the organism in Eukaryota, Metazoa, Chordata, Actinopteri, Cichliformes, Cichlidae. Bases 146 to 1117 code for a protein of 323 amino acids. Gene Ontology annotation, biological process: ganglioside catabolic process; oligosaccharide catabolic process.
GUGAGCUAUGUCAGUGGGACAAGCAGGCCACAUUUGUUGAAGGAUUCCUGUAGUUAUCUGUUGUAAUCCUCCUUCUUGUUUAUGCCUUCGAAAGCAUCAUCUAGCAGAGGAGGACUUCAGAUGAUGUAAGUGCAGAAAAGCUGGUAUGAAAAAAGGAGAGGUGAACUCAUCUGUGAAGACUGUUGAGUGGUCAGAACUCAAAGUGGUGGAAAAGGCCCAUAUUGAUGGAUACCGUCCCAUGAACCCCUGCCCGGUGUAUGACAAGAACAAGGAUGAGCACAAGAGCAAACUUUUCCUGUUUUUCAUCUGUGUUGAAGACAGUGUCACUGAGCUGUGGCAGAAAAAAUUGUACAGUAACAAGACCCGUCUCUGCUACAUUACAAGCAAGGAUUUUGGAGAAACCUGGAGCGGUGUGACUGAUUUGACUGACAAACUGACUGAAAUAAAAGACUGGGCCACAUUUGCUGUUGGGCCAGGCCAUGGUAUUCAGACAGAGGACGGCAGAUUGAUUAUCCCAGUUAAUGCUCAUUCUUCUUGCUGCAGAACUUAUUUCUUGUGUUGCUGUCUUAAAUCAUAUGCACUCUCCCUCUAUAGUUUUAAUCAUGGUGAUAGUUGGAAACUUGGAAAAAUGUUUGAAACAAAAUCAAACGAAUGUCAAAUGGCUGAGAUUUCUAAAAAUCAUAUCUAUUGCAAUGCUCGUAGUAUGAGCGGCUGUCGAGUGGAAACUUUCAGCGAUGAUAAUGGCGAUAAAUUUGGCCAAGAUAAAUCUGCUAAGAAGCUUGUGGAAACAAGCUCAGGCUGUCAGGGCAGUGUGAUCUCCUUUCCAGCUAAGAAUGGAAGUCAUCAAAGCUCAGAAAAGUGGCUGCUGUUCACACACCCAACCAGCAAAUCAAGCAGGAUUGAUCUAGGCGUGUAUCUGAACAAAUCUCCACGUGAUCCAAGGGCAUGGAGCGAACCCUGGGUUAUUAAUAAAGGACCCAGUGGUUACUCAGACCUGGCCUACAUUGAUGAUGGUUGGUUUGCAUGUUUGUUUGAAUGUGGAAAGCAAGACAUACAUGAGCAGAUAGUCUUUGUGACUUUUACUGAAGAUGUCAUCAAGAAGAACAUUCCAGGUUAAACAUGCAUUGCCUUCACAAAAUUUCUUUCUCAGUAGCUCACAAAGUUUGGCUUCUCAAUAUGAGACAUCAA